Penicilliopsis zonata CBS 506.65 is the source of this 906-nucleotide messenger RNA. RefSeq lists its product as hypothetical. Gene Ontology annotation, cellular component: endomembrane system. NCBI's taxonomy places the organism in Eukaryota, Fungi, Ascomycota, Eurotiomycetes, Eurotiales, Aspergillaceae. Gene Ontology annotation, molecular function: GTP binding; GTPase activity. Bases 1 to 906 code for a protein of 301 amino acids. The record is from RefSeq and is a predicted model, not a curated record. The transcript is spliced from 2 exons. Gene Ontology annotation, biological process: intracellular protein transport.
AUGAGCUCUUCUCUAGAGGCUAAAAUCGUCAUUCUAGGCGCACAAGGCGUCGGCAAAACGUCCCUCGUCCAGCGGUAUGUGAACAACGCCUUUGUGCCUGCGGCAACGGCAUCGACGGUCGGCGCCUCGUUUGUUACAAAGCGUGUGCUCGACACGACGUCGGACACGGUGGUGCGGCUGCAGAUCUGGGAUACGGCGGGCCAGGAGCGGUUCCGCAGUAUCUCGCGCCUCUACUACCGCGGCGCCAACGCCUGUCUACUCUGCUACGACAUCACCGACGAGAGCACCUUCACGGAGAUGACCGGCUGGCUCCUGGAGCUCAAGAAGAAUCUGGUGGAAGACGACCCGAUCGUCAUCCAUGUCGUGGGCACCAAGUCCGACAUUGUCGCCCUCAACCCAUCGCGCCGCCGGAUCCCCUUUGAGAAGACCAUCGCCUACGUGGCUGAGCAACUGUAUCCCUCCCAGGCCUCGACUCCGCCCCCGACCGCGGGGCUGGGCGCCUCACCCACCACGACGGCAACCAUCGCCACCUCGGCGGGACUGCAGAGCCCCGACAGCAAACGCAGCAGCGGGUUCUGGGGCCAGGACAUCGGGUGGGACUGCUGCCACGAGAUCAGCGCCAAGGACGGAGAGGGCAUCGAGGAAGUCUUCCGCGUCAUCACCCGCAAACUCGUCGAGCAGCGCAACAAGCGCGAGGCCGCUCUCGCCCUCGCCCACGCCGCCACCCCGGGCAUCGAGAGUGUCCUCUCCCCCGGCGGGCUUCUUGGCUCCGACGGCAACGGCAGCUUUCGUCUAGGCCACGGUGACAAACGCCGCAGCUGGCUUGGGUUUCCCCCAAGCGUCACCCUAGACGACGAGGGUGCCGAGGUCUUGGACAGCUCAAAGAAGAAGACCCGCUGCUGUUGA